Molecule: messenger RNA, 1065 nt
Organism: Trichoplax adhaerens
Lineage: Eukaryota; Metazoa; Placozoa; Uniplacotomia; Trichoplacea; Trichoplacidae
Exons: 2
Molecular function (GO): protein binding
Source: RefSeq, a predicted model, not a curated record
GAUAAUCUUGUCGUCCCCUGCGAAGCUACCGGAACUGGAACUAUUUCUUAUGUAUGGCAACAUAACGGUAAAAAUAUCCAAUACGAUGCUCGAAUUAAGCUUAGCGGUGGUAAUUUAACAUUUACCGGUAUCAUUCCAGCGGAUGCUGGCAAAUAUACCUGCUUAGCUAGUAAUCUCUAUGGUACAAGUAUUAGCCGUGAAGCAACACUUCAAGUACUUGCAGCACCAGUUUUCACCGAAAAACCUUAUACACAAACCACAUUGUUUCGAGGACAAACUUCCACUAUACGUUGCACAGUUACUGGCGGCCCUCGACCGGUAAUGACCUAUACAAGAAAUGGAGGAUUUGUGGAUACAUUAUUAUAUAACAAAUAUACAGUCUUGCUAAAUGGUAAUUUAAUUAUUCACAACGUAGACGAUAACGAUGCCGGAACUUACAUGUGCACUGCAAGAAAUCGAUAUGGAAGUAGUAAUGUAUCCGGCAUUGCCAUCGUGGUCAGUGCUACAGUCUUUUCGAAACCAUUAGUUAAGACUUCUGUCCGACGACCCCAAAAUUUCAGCAUAUCUUGUGCAGUUACGAAAGCGGUAAACUAUAAUGUCGCUCUGUAUUGGCAAAGAAACAAUGUCAAUAUUACUACAAGUCGAGCUACCAUUACAACGUCUGGUUUAACCACAACAUUAACUUAUGUUAAUACAACAUUAACUGAUACAGGUACAUUUUCAUGUGUAGCUGCGACUUUUGUACCAUUUGUUGGUUAUGUGCCUCAAUCUUCAUCAGCCUUGUUGACGGUUAAUGAUGCACCAGAUCCUCCAUUUAGUUUUACUUACAGUCAGCUAAUAUCCUCGGCUGUGGUAUUAUCAUGGUUACCUGGCAGUCCGAACAACAGCCCAUUAUUGAGAUUUACAAUUUUAUAUCGGGUCAAUAGUGUCGAUGCGUGGAGAAUCGCCCAAGAUUAUAUCCCAGUAUCAACCACAUUCCGUCGAGUUACUUUAUCACCUUUUAAUACUUAUCGCUUUAAAGUAGUAGCCGUCAAUGCAGUUGGCACAAGUAAAGAUAGCGCACAU